ACCCGACCCGAACAUGCUUUCCCUCUGUUGUUAACUUUCCGUAAAUAUCUGUGAUUCUGAAUUCUGAAUCAGAGAGAAUUCUAUACUUACAGAUUUUAUCAGCCCAGAGAUGAAGAUACUUCGCAGGGACUUUGUUUCAAAUGGGGCUGGUAGCGUCAAGAUGGUUCCUGAAGAAGCAGAUGAUUUGUGGUUGGUUUAUAACUUGAUUACUAAAGGCGACUCUGUUUUAGCUAGUACUGUUAGAAAAGUUUUGAGGGAGGCAGCUUCUGGAGGAAGAGAUGCAGAGCGUGUAAAGUUGAAAUUGGAAAUCAAAGUUGAGUCCGUAGAUUAUGACAAAGAAGGAUCUGUAUUGCGUAUACGAGGAAAAAACAUUCUGGAAAAUGAGCAUGUAAAGAUUGGUGCUUUCCAUACUCUUGAGCUUGAGCUACACCGACCUUUUGUGAUAAGAAAGGUGGUUUGGGACACAAUGGCACAGGAUGUACUCCACCAAGCCUCUGAUCCUUCUGUAGGCGCUGAUUUGGCUGUUGUUAUGAUGCAAGAAGGACUGGCACAAAUCUUCCUCAUUGGAAAAAGUGUAACAAUCACCCGUUCUCGGAUAGAAGCUUCUAUUCCUCGGAAACAUGGACCUGCUAUAGCUGGUUACGACAAAGCUUUGAACAAAUUUUUCGAGAAUGUUGCACAGGCUUUCCUGAAGCAUAUUGAUUUCCAGCUUAUCCGCUGUGCUGUGAUUGCAAGUCCAGGAUUCACAAAGGAUCAAUUUCAUCGUCACUUAAUGCUGGAAGCAGAAAGGAAAGAGUUUAGAGCUAUAAUUGAAAACAAGUCGCGCAUAAUUCUUGUUCACACAACCUCAGGAUACAAGCAUAGUUUGAGGGAGGUUUUGGAUGCUCCAAAUGUGAUGAAUAUGAUAAAAGAUACAAAAGCGGCGCAGGAGGUCCGGGCUCUCAAGGACUUUUUCAACAUGCUUUCAAAUGAUCCAACUCGUGCAUGUUAUGGACCGAAACAUGUGGAGGUUGCCCAUGAACGCAUGGCUGUGCAAACACUUCUCGUUACUGAUGAGCUCUUUAGGAGUUCAGAUAUAGCUACAAGGAAAAAAUAUGUCAAUCUGGUCGAUUCUGUAAAGGAUUCAGGGGGUACUGCUCACAUAUUUUCAUCAAUGCAUGUCUCAGGAGAGCAAUUGGCUCAGUUGACUGGGAUUGCAGCUAUCCUUCGAUUUCCUCUGCCAGAUUUGGAAGACAUUGAGAUGUGAAGGCAAAACUGUUGGAGAGUAGGAAGUAGGAACUGAUCUAUAUAGGUCACCAUCAUGUUGUAUAUUACAUUUUCAGUAAUAAUAAUAAUGUUUUAAUACUUACUUUGAAGUUUGAAUCGUCUAUCAAAAGGAAUUCUCAGAUAAGGUGACAGAGAUAAACACAGAGAUGUAAAUACCUGGAUUAAUUUUUGGGAAAUUUGUAAAGAUACCUGGAUUUUCAAAUUUAUUUUUAAAAUACGGAUCAGAAUUGUAUAUAA
Molecule: messenger RNA, 1503 nt
Organism: Daucus carota subsp. sativus
Lineage: Eukaryota; Viridiplantae; Streptophyta; Magnoliopsida; Apiales; Apiaceae
Product: protein PELOTA 1
Exons: 16
Coding region: 110-1246 (378 amino acids)
Biological process (GO): RNA surveillance; nuclear-transcribed mRNA catabolic process, non-stop decay; nuclear-transcribed mRNA catabolic process, no-go decay
Cellular component (GO): cytoplasm
Source: RefSeq, a predicted model, not a curated record